Messenger RNA from Cadophora gregata, 2394 nucleotides. RefSeq lists its product as uncharacterized. The record is from RefSeq and is a predicted model, not a curated record. Lineage: Eukaryota; Fungi; Ascomycota; Leotiomycetes; Helotiales; Ploettnerulaceae. The coding region runs from base 1 to 2394 and encodes 797 amino acids. The transcript has 3 exons.
AUGGUAGUCGAUUACCACUCCAAUCAUUUCAGCGAUCCCAUUAACGACACCAUGGCCUCCUCUCCAACAUAUAGCUACUCAGACCACUCGACGCCUCCUCUCCCCCCUUACGCACCUCAAUACCCAACAACCACAUCCACAUCCACAUCAACCACUUACCCCCCUCCCCAAUCCCAUCCCUCCUCCUCCCCAUCCUCCUCCCCCCUCCCCUCCCUCACAUCCCCCUUCCCACUCCCCCUCCCCGCCCCCCCAAACCUCCAAAUCCGACUCCUCCCGCACCUCCCCACACUCCAAACCCUCGACGCGGCCCUAACCCAAAAAUCCGACCUCGAAGGCGGGCUUCCACCCCUCCUAGACGAAAACCGUAUGGUUGGAAAAGGAAGAAUCGAAGUCGAGGAUGGAGAGGAGGAGUUGAGCGCUAGGGAGGCGAGAGCGGUGCUGGAUGAGGGGGUGAGGAAUAGGAUGGGGUUUGUGGGGUUGGCGAGUGGGAGGUUGCAGGCUGUUGUUGGGGAGAGGAAUUGUUUGGAUUUUGAACUUCCAGAUGUCCCACUUAACCACAGUCCGUUCCUCCACCGCCUUACCAACAACACUUCCAAUCAAAACAGCAACCUGUCUCCCGCAAUCCCCUCCCAAAAUCAGUCAAAAACUAUCGGCGGCGGUUUCGACCGACGUAAAGACAGCGGUGUCAGUCUCCCCUUCCGCAGUCCCCUCAGUCCAAUCAGUCCCUGGGGUUUCGGUCAGGUCGACGAAAAAACUGGAAAAGGAUUGCGAGAAUGGCUGUUGAGUCGUGGUAAGGAGACAGGUACGCAGAGAAAGAGAGAGUGUAGGACUAUCUCGUUCCAUGAUUUCACGCCUGAUAUGAGGACGGGUGAGCAUGCGAAUGAUUUGGUGGCACACUAUAAUGGUGGCGGCUUGCAUGAGAGAGCCGAUGUUUAUGAGGUUGAUCUACCAACAACUUACAACAACCCAACCACCGGUCUGCCAACACAAGGCACCCAAACUUGGAUCUGGUUCCUCAUCUCCCGACCAAUCCUGACACUCUCCCCAACCGAGACCAACACCGACCCUGAUCUUUCUGGACACUACGAAAAAUGGGCCAAACUAGGAAUCUGGACACCUAAGCCCCUCAGCGUUGUCCGGCCUCCUCCAGAUUUCCCAAUGCCCGUUCCGACAUCCUAUGUCGUCUUCGCCUGUCCAGCAAGCAACGUUACCGCCUACCCAGACUGCAAAGACGACCACGCACCUCCAGAUCCUCCAGCAACAUCCUACAUCCGCACUCUCGCACCAUCCUACCGCACCUCCCAACUCAACUCACGCUCACGUCCCCGCGAUCCCUCACCAUCCGAACCAGACACCACUCCCUCCCCACCCAAGAGGAUCUACAAACGCAAAGACUACGACUUCUCCUUCCAAGGCACCCCCCUCUUCGAAUUCUUCUCCCUCUCAUCCCCGCACUUCACCGUCCCAAGCCCCAACCCCACCACCCCACACAGUCUCACCACCACAAUCAACGACCCCAACGACCACGCCUUCGCCAUCCUCUCCAUCGACAACAUCGGCUCCUGGUACGCUACCGACGCCUCUGGCCCCUGCACCCUCGCCGAAUACCAGACCCGCGUGCAAGACUGGGAAGCUGAGAUUGAGAAUCUGAGCCGCGAGGAGCGGAAGGACGAUGAUAGGAAGUAUCGCGAUAGGAGCACGGAGGUUCCGCAUGCGAGGGUGGGGAAAUGGUGGGAUGUGUUUUAUGAGGGUGUGUAUAAAGAGGAGAGUAGGUGGAGGAGGAUUAGGGAGAGUAUGAGUAGAGGGAAAUGUCGGAUUGUUAUUAGGUGGGUGGACGCUGAGGGUGAGGGGUCGCCGAAUGGGAAUGGUUAUGGGCAGGUUGCGAGGAAGAAGCUGAAGAUGAGUCCGAAUUUGGGGGGAAGUGGUGAUGAGGGAGAUGGGAGUGGUGAUUCUGACUUUGGCGAUGGUGGGGGUAUUGGACUCGGUUUGAGUUUCAAUACUGGUGCCGGUCAUGGCCAGUCUCAAAAUGGCAGUGGAAAAGCAGACGGCAACAACAAUGGUGGAACAACAACUCGCGCCGACAGCAAGAAGAUCAAAGAGCGUCUCUCAGGUCGACGAACUUCUGGUGGUGCUGGACAGUCGAGAGCCACACGCAGCGGAGCGAGACGAAAGAGUGGAUUGGGCGUGGUGACUAGUAGUCAGGAGGAAUUGAAUGGAGCGAUGGUAGGUGGGAAUGCCAUCGAUGGAUUCUCAGGUGUGUUGAUUGGUAUUGGGCGAGGGAACGGUGAAGGGGUCACUGGGUUGGAGGGUAUGAGUUUGAUUGAAACCUUGAAAGCUGGAGAUGGAGGGAGAGAUGUGGUGAAGGAUAAGAGACGCCAGAAGUCAGCUGACUGA